AUGGCGUUCCAUUUGCUGUUCUCUGUGGUGUUGGGUACGCUCCUCCUCCUCCUUCUUCUCUGCGAUGGUCUUGUGGCCCAAGAACACUUUAUUGUCGGAGGUCAGAAUGCCGUCGAGGGUGAUGCUCCGUAUCAGGUGUCGCUGCAAACCCCCGUGGGUAGUCACCUGUGUGGUGGUGCCAUCAUCGCGGAUCGCUGGAUACUCACCGCUGGCCAGUGUGUCAGAGGUUAUCCAGUCAGCCGGCUUCAAGUGGCCACUGGAACUCUUCGGUAUGCGGAGCCUGGAGCUGUGUACUAUCCGGAUGCUAUCUAUCUGCACUGCAAUUACGACACUCCCAAGUACCAGAACGACAUAGGACUGCUGCACUUGAAUGAGACCAUCAUAUUUGAUGCCAAAACGCAGGCAGUGCGUCUCCCGACUUCCCCCUUUCCACAGGGAACCUCGGAGCUGGUGUUUACCGGAUGGGGUGCCCAAUCGGUGGCUGGUAGUCUGCCCUCCCAACUACAACGUGUCCAGCAGCAACAUUUAGGGAGACGGGUCUGUGCAUCCCUACUCUCUGCUUACGAGGAUCUGGAACUAGCUCCUGGUCACCUCUGUGCCUAUCGGCAGGCCAACGUAGGAGCCUGUCACGGCGACUCUGGUGGUCCGCUGGUCCAUAAUAGCACCCUGGUUGGCAUCCUCAACUUCUUUGUGCCGUGUGCUCAGGGCGUGCCGGAUCUAUUUAUGGAUGUCAUGUACUAUAGGGAUUGGAUGCGACAAACGAUGAGUGGCUAUGGCAAGUGUGCGCAGGUCAAUCAACAGACAAUAAUUGGUUAAAUAAAAGCUGCUCAA
Molecule: messenger RNA, 831 nt
Organism: Drosophila serrata
Lineage: Eukaryota; Metazoa; Arthropoda; Insecta; Diptera; Drosophilidae
Product: chymotrypsin-2
Biological process (GO): proteolysis
Molecular function (GO): serine-type endopeptidase activity
Source: RefSeq, a predicted model, not a curated record